Messenger RNA from Patella vulgata (common limpet), 3797 nucleotides. RefSeq lists its product as uncharacterized. Bases 1 to 1068 code for a protein of 355 amino acids. NCBI's taxonomy places the organism in Eukaryota, Metazoa, Mollusca, Gastropoda, Patellidae. The record is from RefSeq and is a predicted model, not a curated record. The transcript is spliced from 4 exons.
AUGUUAUUAAUUUUAACAGUUUGGGUAAACCCUUUAUACCAUUGGGAAAACCCUUUAUACCAUUGGGCAAACCCGUUAUAUGUCCGCCAUCUUAAUGUCAUGAUACUGACGAAGAUGUAUUUAUGGAUCAUCCUAGUUUUAAUAGCAGCUGUGGUUGAUGCCAGAAUAUCGGUGUUGCCGAAUGCAACGUUUGGAAUUGGCGACGAAUCACUCACCAUCCUUUGUAAUGACUUAUCUGACGACGGUUUUGAUACACUAUAUAAUAUACAGCUUGAAAGAGAUUCUGUGGCACUGGGUUUCAUUGAUAUGAGUGGACUGCAUUUGAUUUCACCAAACACAUCAUCUAAAUAUGAAAUAACGGGAGAGUUUCGCGCCUCUUCACCUUCUCGGUCCUAUCUACAACUGGUUAUUGAUAAACCCAGUGCAGAAGAUCAAGGCAAUUAUACAUGUUCAUCAGUUGGUGUGCUCUCAGCGAAGAUAAUUACGGAUACCCAUCGACAAUACGUCAAAAGCGAAGUUGUGAUUGAAGCCAGAAUAUCAGUGUUUCCAAAUGAAUCAUUUGGAAUUGGCGACGAAUCACUAACCAUCCUUUGUAAUGUUUUAUCUGAAGAUGGGUUUAAUAGACUCUAUAAUAUACAGCUUGAAAGAGACACUGUGGCACUUGGUUUCAUUGAUGUGAGAGGACCAAACUUGACUUCAGCAAACACAUCCUCUAAAUAUGAAAUAACGGGAGACUUUUACGCCAGUUCACCUACUCGAUCCUAUUUACAACUGGUUAUUAAUAAACCCAGUGCAGACGAUCAGGGCACUUAUAGAUGUUCAUCCCUUGGUUUGCUUUCAACCGGGAUAACAGAUACCCAUCGCCAGAACGUCACAGUAAAAGAUAGUUCAGUCUCAACACGUACAAGCACAGUCUCAACAAGUACAGUCUCAACAAAUACAAGUACAGUCUCAACAAGUACAAGCUCAGCAAGUUCUGUCACUGGGAGUGCUGUAUUAUCCGGGUGUGUUAAACAUCAAACCUUUCAAAUCGUUACUUUGACCGUAUUCUUCAUUUUUUUACAGUAAUACCGAAUUGACUGGAUAUUUAAUACUUGUGGACACUCUUAGAAGUCAAAAUUUUUAUCCGAUGUACAUAAAACUUGAAAUCUAUGUUUAUAGCCCAAAGAUCUGGGUUUAUUUCGAUAUUCGCGGAUACCGGACCGCAACUUCCUGGAUAAUGACACCUGAUUGUACGAAAAAUCGCUUUUUUAGCUUGAGGUUCCUCUAGAGAUCAAAAUUGUACCCGAUUAAAAAAUAAAACGUUCAAAUAAAAUAAAACCAAGUACGAACAAUCCAAACCAUUAGACAAAAUUCGAAGUCGUAAAAAACAGUAUGGCAAAAUAGUGUAAUCAGCAAAUGGGCUGUUCACCGUGUUCAAAAUAUACAGCUAACAGUAGUAACAGGUCACCGUUACACCCAAAUAAAUUCGAAUUUCGUAAAAUUCGGACUGAAACUGCUUGACAAAACGGCUCUUUGUACGCAAAUAGUGCAAAAUAAUACCAAUGUUGUGGACCCUCUAGAGGUCACAUUUUUUAUCCGAUCUUGAUAAAACUUAAAAUAUAUGUUUAUAUCCCAACGAUCAUGGUUCUUGUCGACAUUCGCCUUAUCGGACCGUAACUUCCUGGAUUAUGACCCCUGAUUGUACGAGAAAUUGCUUCUUUUUUUAGCUUGUUCUCCGCCCAUCUCUUGCAAAAUAUGAGCGUAUCUUGCAUAUCAACCACUACUGAUGGAUUUAAAGUAAAGUUGUGUUGUAAAUAGAAUCUUGUUCCUCGUGAAUUGACUUGACCACCUCACUUAAAUUAAGAGAGGCAAUUGAAAGGAGUGCACGUUACAAUUCAAUAUACAACAAUAUAUAGAUCUAUCUAUCUAUUGUCCUUAUUUGUGAUUUAAUAUUAUUAUUUAUUAACUAAUACAUUUAUCACGCUCAUUGCUGAAAACAAAAGAUUAUUUGUUAAGACUUGCACGUCUCUGUUCUUUGGAACCUUACGUUAGUCUAAAAGCACUUAUUUAUGUAAUAUGAAUGUAAAUAAAGUGAAUAAUAUUCAAUGUUUAAUAAAGUUAUUGUAAUUUAUAAUCAUUGAUGUUCGGUGAAAUACGUGAACAGUCAAAAUUGAACGACAGUAAGUUGUUUUUAAAAGUUUAUGAUUACUAAUUACUUGCAUCUUUUGAGAUAUUCUGUCUUUGUUCAUUACAAAUGGCGCCAGAAACCAUAGAAUAGACGACGCGUGUACUGUUUAUAAAAUGACAUUGAAUAUUAGGAUCCCAUAUUUUCAUGGCAAGAUAACAUAUUGAAUUCUAAUUCGGUUUUGCAUUUCAAAUAUUAUGGAAAGUUUUCACUUAAGAGCUUUAGCCCCUUCAAUCCUAAUUCUAUUGAAAUGAGUUUUUAUGCAGUUAAAUGUAUUACACGUUUAUGCUUGUCUGAUUGUAUGUGAACUUUACAAAUACAUGUAGUUAACCCUGUGUUAAGCUCUAGUUCCUCCUUGUAGGUUUUACGCCUCUUAGUCAAAAUUUAUAUUAUCCAUAAUGUUUUCAUUUUUUUAUGAAAUCGUUUAAAUAUUAAAUAUUCAAGUAUUACAAAAACACCCCGACAGACAUUUCUAUUGGUGGGGUACCCCCAACAUAGUUAUGUAAUUGCCAGACCACAGCUAGACUAGAUUAGCUGAAAUCUGGACCACCUAAAACUGCUUUGGAGUUGCUCAGCACCACCACAUGAAUCAUGAAUGAGCACUUCCAGACAGUUUGUGUGAUGGGUUACCCAUAACAGACACACCCAAUAUGCCACGCCUCCGAAAUAGGAUAGGUUAGUCGAAGUCCGUGCCGCCUAAAACUGCUUGGAAGUUGAAGUCCGUACGAUCUGCAAUUUCUGGGACGUUGUUCAGCAACACCACAGGGAUCAUGAAUUACCACUGCCAGACAGUUUGUUCGGUUGGGUACCAAAGACAGACAGCCCAAAAUGCCACGUCCAGCAACAAGGCUACAACCAUUUAUAUCUUCCUUUGUACAUUAUUGAUAAAAUGUAAAUACAUGUAUCUAUAUCUGACAGGGAGCGGCGUUUAAUAUAGACCAUGCCUGUUCCCCAAUAACUGUACAAAUCUGAAUAAGAAAAUUCUUUAUAAAAAAAACUUUGUAUUGUGGUGUACCCCUGACAGAGACGUUCAAAAUGCCACAGCCUCAAACUAGGCUAGAUUAGCUAAAGUGUGUACCUCCUUACACUGCUUGGAAAUUGUUUAGCACCCCUGGGAUCACACUGCCCAUUGCUAAGGAGUUCGUGCUGGGGUUCUCCCAACAGACAUGAUGAUUCCACCUUGGGGAAAUUUAAAUAUUCAAGAUGGCCGCCCUGAAGCAUUGUCUUGUUAAUUAGUGGGGUAAAAUAUUCUUCAGUUUCACCCCCCAUAAUACUUGUCCUUUCAUAUAUAUAUAUAUAUAUAUUUAUUUAAUAUGUUUUUACAGUCAGGACCAGUUGCUCGUGACUCAUUAUACCUGCUAAUAAUUGUUUGAUCCUUUGGCUUCAUUCUUGCACUUAUCUAUACCAAUUACAGUUUAUAACCAUCUAUGUACAUUGUUUAUUUAACGGCUUGGGACAGUUGUUCAUGCUUGCUGAUUUUGCAUCCCAUUGGAGGGUUCGCACUGCUCGUGUAUAUAUAUAUAGCUAUUUUGUUUUCAUUUUAUUUAUUUGUGUUAUAUGCUUGAUAACGACUUGUGAAAUCUUGUUGAAACGUCGCAGUGAAAUAAACCACAGUAAUUGUUAUCCAUAA